UUAUUAUCAACUAGAACGUUCACAAUGAGUCUCAUCGACACCAUUGGCGGUAUCGGCUCCGGCGGCGCUUCCGGCAUCGGAGCCGGCAUAUCAGGCAUCGGAUCCGGCAUAUCAGGAAUCGGAUCCGGAAUAGCGGGCGCCCUGCCCAAUCAGCUGACCGACCCGGUGGUGCAACAAGCUCUGAUGACGCUCACGACCGCUCUGAGCGUCUUCACUGACAGUCUUGGUGGUGUUGUGGUGGAUUGGCCGAAGAAUUCUGACUUGAAAGGUGGCGAAAACUUUGACUUCAUCGUAGUGGGUGGAGGGACGGCGGGCUGCGUGCUGGCACGCAGACUCACUGAGCUCUCUGAUUGGUCGGUGUUACUGGUGGAAGCUGGGGGGGAUCCACCGCUUAGUAGUCUUGUGCCAGCAGUCUUCAUGCUGAUGACAUACACGGACGUGGACUGGGCGUUCGUGGCAGAAGAUGACGGCUACUCCAGCCAGGCCCAGAAGGACCAGCACCUCAUCAUGACGCAGGGGAAGAUGCUGGGAGGCGGCUCGUCUAUGAGCUAUUUGACUUAUGGCAGAAGGAAAAAUGUCACAUGCAAUGACUUCGGUGUCCCUGGCUGGAGCUUCGACGACCUCUACCCGUACUACCUGAAGGUGGAAGACCUGCAGGUCCCCGACAUCAUCAACAGCUCUGACAACGUGCACCACAGCCAGAACGGACCCAUAGUCCUCACAACCCACGGACCAGCCACCGGCUUUACCGGCUCUGAAGAUGACAUGCUCACCGGCCUCAAUCAACUAGGAUACGAGAGACUUAAUGACGCUAACAACCCAAAUAAACUCGGCUAUGGUCCCGCGCAACUCACUGUCGAUACCGAAGGCUUUAGAUCCAGCACAGCUUCUAGCUACCUCCUCCCAAUUAAAGACAGGAAGAACUUUUACCUCCUCAAGAAUACUCUGGCCAGUAAAAUCGUUUUUAACGGGACCAGAGCCGUUGGAGUGGAAGUGAUUAGAGAGUCUGGCAAGACGCAGGUUUUCUACGCAAACAAGGAGGUGAUAUCUUCAGCUGGGUCUUACAAGUCCCCCCAGUUGCUAAUGCUCUCAGGGAUUGGGCCUAAGGAACAGUUGACCCAGUUUGGUCUAGAAGUUGUGUCAGAUUUACCAGUGGGCCUGAAUUUGAAAGAAGUCAAUGAUAUACCACUGUUCAUGACAGGCAAAGGCGGAGUUCUGAGCGCAACGCAAGUGGCUCAGGUAGCAUUAAACCUCAAUACGUUUCCUCUGCCACUUGUAAACGGAUGGAUUAGCCUCGAUAAUCAGUCCCAGUGUCCAGACAUAACUCAUCUUCCUCUGAUAUUCGGUGCAGCAUCCCCGUUCGCCGUUCUUGGGUUGAACUUGAACUUCAACUUGGAAGCCAGCUUUACCAACUCCAUCACCUUCGCCAACGCAUUACAAGACAUUGUCUUCUCGCAAAUACUUUUGAACAACCCCAAAUCUUCCGGAAACGUCACCCUUAGAAGUUUAGACCCUAAAGAUCCACCAAGAAUCUUUACGGGUAUAUUCAGUGUGGAAGAGGAUCUGACUCGAGCUACAGAAGCUCUCAAACUUGUAGCGAAGCUCAAAGACACUCCUAUUUACAAAGAGUCUGGCGCAAGGAUUGUCGAGCCGAAUUUGAGGCAAUGUGCCCAGUAUAAGUUUGGCUCUGACGAGUACUGGCGGUGUUACGCUUUGAGCACUGCAGCGACGCUGUACAGUCCUACUGGCACUUGCGGGAUGGGCACAGAGGGGUCAGGGUCGGUGGUGGACGACAGGUUACGCGUGCGCGAUGUGGAUGGCCUACGAGUGGUGGACGCGAGUGUCAUACCAGUGUCAGCGGGGGGAAAUGUCCUUGCUACUACGAUGGCGCUAGCGGAGAAAGCGGCUGAUAUUAUCAAAGCUGACUAUCUUCAAGAUAUUUCUGUAUAA
Molecule: messenger RNA, 1950 nt
Organism: Plutella xylostella (diamondback moth)
Lineage: Eukaryota; Metazoa; Arthropoda; Insecta; Lepidoptera; Plutellidae
Product: ecdysone oxidase
Molecular function (GO): oxidoreductase activity, acting on CH-OH group of donors; flavin adenine dinucleotide binding
Source: RefSeq, a predicted model, not a curated record